AUGGCUACAAUUGCGAGAAAGAAAACUUGGAGACCAACAUCCCAAACUAGCAGUCUUACUUGCCGAAUUCGCCGUGUCAAAUGUGCAGAAGAGAGACCGGCGUGCCUUCGAUGCUCGAAGACUGGACGUAAAUGCGAUGGCUAUGAUUCUGAUGGUCCAGAGAUGUCGAGUUCCCCACCUACACGAAGGGAUAGUGAGGCUUCUUCGUCGACUGAUAGUUCCAUCGUGAGUCUUACCACAAGCAUAGUCGAAAUGCCUUCUCCGGUCAUUGAAUGGGAUGAAGAAGAGCGAAGAAGCGUCAAUUUUUUCAUCACCAAGACAGCACCGAAAUUAGCGGGUAAUCUUGAAUCUAAAUUCUAG
Botrytis porri is the source of this 360-nucleotide messenger RNA. RefSeq lists its product as uncharacterized. The record is from RefSeq and is a predicted model, not a curated record. NCBI's taxonomy places the organism in Eukaryota, Fungi, Ascomycota, Leotiomycetes, Helotiales, Sclerotiniaceae. Gene Ontology annotation, molecular function: DNA-binding transcription factor activity, RNA polymerase II-specific; zinc ion binding. Gene Ontology annotation, biological process: regulation of DNA-templated transcription. The transcript is spliced from 2 exons. Bases 1 to 360 code for a protein of 119 amino acids.